AUGUUCUUCAAGACCAUCCUCACUGCCGCUCUGGCCACCGCUGCCACGGCUCUUCCCCACUCCUUCAGCAACAACAUGGUUCGUCGCAACGGUACCUCUUCUGGCUCCGGCGGCGUCUCCAUCUCCAACAACAUGAGCAACACUACCGUCUACGCGUGGUCUGUUUCUGAUAGAGUCAGUAACAUGCAUACCCUUUCUGCGGGCGGUGGUAGCUACUCCGAGUCCUGGCAAUCCAACGACAACGGUGGUGGUAUCUCCAUCAAGCUGUCCACCACUGAGAGCCAGUCCGAUGUCCUCCAGUUCGAGUACACUCAGAGUGGUGACACCAUCUACUGGGACAUGUCCUGCAUCAACCUCGGCAGUGACUCUGCUUUCACCAAGUACGGAUUCUCCGUCACUCCUUCCGAGGAGGGUGACAACUGCCCUUCUGUCAACUGCGAGGCUGGUGACACUGAGUGCGCUGAGGCCUACCUCCAGCCCGAUGACAACGAGGCUACUCACGGCUGCCCCAUUGACACUCAGUUCACUCUUACUCUGGGUUAA
Aspergillus luchuensis is the source of this 543-nucleotide messenger RNA. RefSeq names its product putative extracellular thaumatin domain protein. The record is from RefSeq and is a predicted model, not a curated record. Bases 1 to 543 code for a protein of 180 amino acids. NCBI's taxonomy places the organism in Eukaryota, Fungi, Ascomycota, Eurotiomycetes, Eurotiales, Aspergillaceae. The transcript has a single exon.